Messenger RNA from Solanum tuberosum (potato), 600 nucleotides. RefSeq lists its product as uncharacterized. NCBI's taxonomy places the organism in Eukaryota, Viridiplantae, Streptophyta, Magnoliopsida, Solanales, Solanaceae. Bases 1 to 600 code for a protein of 199 amino acids. Gene Ontology annotation, molecular function: nucleic acid binding. The record is from RefSeq and is a predicted model, not a curated record. The transcript has 3 exons.
AUGGAUGUCAUUGGCCCAAUUGAGCCACCCGCCUCUAAUGGACAUAAAUUCAUUUUGGUUGCCAUUGAUUACUUCACCAAGUGGGUGGAAGCAAAUUCUUACAAAUCUGUGAUGAAGAAGAUUACUAACCGAAAUUUGACUGCUUAUCGUCCUCAAAUGAAUAGAGUCGUAGAAGCUGCCAAUAAGAACAUCAAAAAGAUUUUGAGAAAGAUUAUUGAUAAUCACAGAGGUUGGCAUGAUAUGUUACCAUAUGCUUUGUUGGGAUACCUAACAACUGUUAGAAAAUCAAUCGGAAAAACUCCAUACUUGCUAGUAUAUGGGACAAAAGCAGUGAUACCGGUUGAAGUUGAAAUACCUUCAUUGAGGAUCAUUCAAGAAGCCAAACUGAGCAAUGCUAAUUGGGUUUACAAGGAUAACAAGAGAUCAUCAUGUUCAACAAAUAUGGGAAAGUCAGAAGAGAAAAAGCGCCCAGGACUGACAUUUUCUUUAUGCAUGAAAGCUACAAGACUUCUCGAGGAGGUACAUGAUGGAGUCUAUGGACCUCAUAUGAAUGGGCUUACCUUGGCAAAGAAGAUCCUUCGAGCUGGUUAUUUUGGAUGA